UUCGAAAUUCUCGACGUCGUGGAAAACUUUUCAACACACGGCCUGGUGUGGUGUCCCAAAAAGCUUUUCCGAAAUUUGAUCAAAUCCUAAGGAAAUUGUUCAGUUGCGAGCGGACCUCUGCACGGAGUAGAACAAAAUAAAAUUUUUUAGUUUUUAUUUCAUUCCCUCCCUCUAACUGAGUUGCGUUGCGUCUUUUUUGCGUUCAAAACUUUUCGCCGAUGAAUUUCAUUUCUGGUUAAAGUGAAAUUAAGUUCUACACAAUUCUAUGAUUUAAUUUGAAAACGAAGAGAAGAGAAGAUAAAGGAGAAGUAGAAGAAGAAGAAGAAGAUUAAAUAAAAAUAAAAUAGAUAUCGAAAUUACGUUCGCUCGUUCGUGCGUAAGGAAUAUAAAAUGCAUUUUCCGCGUUUAAAAUCUUUACUGACUUUGGUCAUUUGUUCGCUGUUUGUGCUGAGUUUCCCCGAAAAUGUAAACUGUGCUAACAACAAAAAAGCAUCACCGAGCGUAAAUUCAGCUCCGGCCGCACCUGUUGAACCCGAGGCCGUCAUCGAAGAAGUCACUGCCAAGCAAUUGGAGAAGCUAUUGAAUGACAAGGAUUAUGUAGCGGUCUUCUGGUAUGCACGAAGCUGUGUUACUUGUGACAAAGUGUUAGCCGAACUCGAAAAAAUCGACGAUGACACUGAUUCAUUCGGUGUGGAUUUCGUUAAAAUCAACGACAAACGUUUAGCCAAACAAUACGGCAUCAAGAAUUUCCCAGCACUGACAUAUUUCAGGGAAAAAGAACCAAUUAUCUACGAUGGCGAUUUGAUGGAUGAAGAGGGUGUACUCGAUUUCCUCACCUCCUUGGAGGCCAUGGAUCUGCCCGACCGCAUUGAAGAAGUCAAUGCCAAGAUUUUGCUGAAAAUCAUCGAAGACACCGACUUUGUAGCUGUGCUAUUCUGUCCUGAUCACUCUACUUGUCCGCCCAGGGUUAUGGAUAAACCUCAAUGCCGAAAAUGUGCCAAAGCCCUGCAGGAACUGGAGAACAUCGACGAUGAAGCCGAUCAGCUGGGCAUUGGUUUUGUGAAGAUCCACGACGAAGCCCUGGCUGAGGAAUAUAAUUUGGGAAAUUUGCCGGCCUUGGUGUACUACCGACAUCAGACUCCCAUAAUCUAUGAAGGUGAACUACAGCGCGAAGAAGAUGUCCUGGAAUGGCUGGUCCAGAAUAAAUCCACUGGCGACGAGGAUGAUGUUAUUGAAGAUGUCACGCCCAAGACUCUGGCCACCCUGAUCAGCAACAUAGAUAAUCUGGUAGUUUUGUUCUAUGAUCAUGGAAAUGAUGAUUCGAUGACCGUUUUGGAGGAGCUAGAACAAAUUGACGACGACUGCGACAAGCAUGGCAUCCAAUUUGUGAAGAUUGAUGAUGCCAAGACCGCAGACGAAUAUGGAAUUGAAUCGAUUCCAGCUAUAGUUUAUUUCGAAAAGCAAAUACCCAACAUUUACGAUGGCGAUCUCAUGGACGAAGAGGAGAUCCUGCACUGGCUGGUCUCCCAAUUGGAACACGACGAAAUCGAAGAUGUCACCGAUGAAAUGUUGGAUAAAAUGGUCAAGGAAGGCCGCGUCCUGGCGGUACUAUUCUAUGACAACAACGACGAAAAAUCUGAAAAGGUUUUGGAAGAAUUGGAAAAUAUCGACGACGAAUGCGACGCCCUGGGCAUUACAUUCGUGAAAAUGGAUAAUAUCGAGGAGGCCGUCGAGUACGGCAUUGAUUCAGUUCCUAAAUUGAUUUACUUUGAAAAAGGCAUUCCAACCAUCUACGAAGGCAAUCUCCAGGACGAGGAGAAACUCUUGAAAUGGCUCGAGGAACAAACCAGUUCCGAUCAAAUUGAGGACAUUACCGAUGAAAUGCUGGAUUUGAUCAUCGAGAAAAUGCCACUCGUUGCAGUGCUGUUCUACGACAAGGAUCAAAAGAAAUCCCAAAAGGUCUUGGCCGAAUUGGAGAACAUCGAUGAUGAGUGCGAUCAGAAUGACAUUGCCUUUGUCAAGAUCGACGAUGACACCGAGGCCAAGGAAUGGGGUAUCGAUGAGAUUCCCUGCAUUGUCUUGUUCGAGCGCGGUAUUCCCCAUGUCUAUGAGGGCGAUUUGAUGAAGGAAGAUGAGUUGCUCGGCUGGUUGGUACACCAGAAACGUUACUCCGAAAUCCCUGAAGUCACCGAUGAAAUGAAAGACAAAUUGGUAGAGAGCACCGAUCAUUUGGCCGUUAUCUUCUAUGACAAGGAUGAUAAACAGGAUAUCCGCAUUUUGAAUGAAUUGGAAAACAUCGACGAUGAGUUGGAAAAGGAGGGCAUUGUCAUUGUGCGCAUCGACAAUGCUGCCGAGGCCAAGGAAUAUGGUUUGGACCACUUGCCCGCCCUGAUCUACUUUGAGAACAAAAUUCCCGCCCUCUAUGAAGGCGAUCUCAUGAAUGAAGAUGAAGUCCUGGAAUGGUUGAUUUUGCAAAAGAAAACUGCCACCAUUGAAGAAGUUACCGAUGAAAUUUUGACCGCAUUGAUUAGUGAUCAUGAAUAUGUUGUCGUCUUCUUUACCGGUCCCUGUGAACCCGGUGAGAAAUGUGACAAGACCCUGAAUGCCUUGGAGUCGAUUGAUGAUGAAUUGGAUGAGACUGGCAUUAUCUUUGUGACCACUGAGGAUACCACCAUUGCCAAGAAACACAACAUCAAGGUCUAUCCCCAAUUGGUAUUCUUCAGGAAUCGUGAUCCUCUGCUCUUCACUGGCGAUCUGGAGGAUGAAGAUGAAGUUUUGGCCUGGAUCACUGAUGAGGAUACUCUUGAAAUUCCCGGUAAAAUUGAAGAGGUGAAUGUCAAGAUGUUGGACAAGAUUUUGGCUGAGAAUGAUCAUGUGGUUGUGUUCUUCUAUGCCGAGGGUGACAAGAAAUCCCAAAAGAUUUUGAAUGAAUUGGAAAACAUUGAUGAUGAAUGCGAAGAAAAGGAUAUCGACUUUGUCAAGACCUCGGAUGAGGAUGUUCAAAAGGAAUACGAUUUGGCCAGUUUGCCAGCUUUGGCUUUCUACAGGCACAAGUUCCGCACCAUUUACACUGGUGACUUAAUGAAGGAGGAUGAAAUCUUGGAAUGGGUCCUUGAACUACAUGAAUCCACUGCCGAUGUUAUUGAAUCAGUUGAUCGCAAAACUUUGCAGGUUCUCAUCAAUGAUGUUGAACAUUUGGCUGUUUUCUUCUAUGAUGACAAAUGCGAAUCUUGCUCCGAUAUUCUGGAGGAAUUGGAAAAUAUCGAUGAUGACACCGACAAGCAUGGCAUCCAAUUUGUCAAGUCCAAUGAUGUUAAGUUGGCCCAUGAAAUCGGCAUCUUUGCCUUCCCUGCCUUGGUCUACUAUGAGACCGGCGUUCCGAUCAUGUAUGAUGGUGAUAUCAGCAAAAGUAGUGCGGUUUUCAAAUGGAUCCUGGAGCAAAAGGCCGACGAGAGUAUUGAGCUAAUCGAUCGUGAGACCCUGUUCGAAUACAUCAACACCAAAGACUUUUUGGCCGUAGUCUUCUACAAAGAAGACGAUCCGGAUUCUCCGCGUGUUUUGCGUCACAUUGAACUGAUCGAUGACGAGGCCACAGAGUAUGGCAUUCAAAUUGUCAAAUGCCACGACAAGCUAAUGGCCAAGAAAUAUGGUUUCCGUAAUCCCCCUGGUAUUACGUACUUCCGCAAGACCAAAUACAUUAACUAUGACGGCGACAUCGAUGAUGAGGAGGAGAUUUUGGAUUGGUUAACUAGCCCUGCCAACAUGGAAAUGACAGAUCACAUUGAACAAGUCAAUCGUAAAAUGUUUGAGAAAAUCCGCAAGGCUUCGGAUUAUUUGGCCGUUAUCUUUUACAGCGAUGAUUGCAAGCAGUGUCCCCGUGUUUUGGCCGAGGUGGAACACAUUGACGAUGAGGCAGAUAAGGCCGGCAUUGAUUUUGUUAAAAUCGAUGACAAACAAAUGGCCAAGGAAUUGGGAGUGUUUGCCCUGCCAGCCAUUGUCUUCUUUAAGCCAUCGUCCAAGGAACCAGUGAUAUACGCCGGAGAUCUUUAUGAAGAAGAACAGAUCCUCUCAUGGUUGCUUACGCAAAAGGACCCGGGUGGAGAUGUUAUCGAAGAUCUUGAAGGCGACAGACUGGUUAACCUGAUCGAGGAGUCCGGUUCGAUUGCCGUGUAUUUCUGGAAUAAAACCCAAUGCGACAUCUGCAACUCGAAGGCGGCACGCAAGGCUCGCCUCAAAAAGGAAAAGGAGCAGCAACAACAGGAUCCAGGUGCGGGAGCAGCAGCCGCAUUUGGUGGCGACGCCACAGAGGGUGGAGAGGCAGGAGAAGGUGCAGCGGAAGGUGCACAGCCGGCGGCAUCCUCCACCCCAAGCAGCUCUAAACAUCAUGAAGACGAUACCGAUGGCUGUGAACAGUGCACUAAAGUUUUGGAGGAGUUGGAGAAUAUCGAUGAUGAUUGUGACAAGCAUGGCAUUACGUUUGUCAAGACCAAGGAUUUCUCGGUGGCCGAUGGUUAUGGCGUGCAUGAUUACCCGGCCCUGGUGUACUUUGAAGGUGGCAUACCAAAUGUUUUUGAAGGCGAACUUGGCGAGGAAGAGGAAGUUUUGCAAUGGCUUAUAACACAAAAGACCGAGGACCGCAUUGAGCUGAUUACCCGUCAAAUGUUGGAGACCAUGGUUGAGGAGACACAAUAUUUGGCUGUGUAUUUCUUACCACCCGAUCGUACUGAUGGAAAACCACCUGCUUACUGCCGAAGUUUUUGUUCCCCCUUGCACCUACGCAAUGCCAGUCAUAGCAACAACAACAACAAGAACAACAACAGCACCUACACCAAUAGCCAAAAAUCCAAAACAUUCCUCAAAAAUUACAUAUCGCGCAAACAAAAACGUAUCAAAAAUCAAGAUAAAAUCAAUUGCAAUAUUUGCGAUCAGAUUUUGGAAGGUUUGGAGCUAAUCGAUGAUGAGUGUGAUGUCUUUGGUAUCCACAUGGUGAAGAUUCAGGAUCCCCAACUGGCCAAGCGUUAUUCAAUUAAAACAUUCCCUGCUUUGGUGUAUUUCAGAAACGGCAAUCCAUUGCUGUUCGAGGGCGAUUUGCAAAACGAACAAUCCGUCUUGGAAUGGUUGAUCGAUGAUGACAAUCGUGAAUUGGCCGAUGAAAUUGAAGAGGUCAACGAGCGCAUGUUGGAACGUCUCAUGGCUGAGUCCACAUUGUUGGUGGUGUUCUUUUAUGAUGAAGACUGUGCCGAAUGCGAAGAAAUCCUGGAAGAAUUGGAAGAAAUUGAUGGUGAAGCCGAUAUGUUUGGCAUUGAUUUUGUUAAGAUUGCCAGUCCAGAAGCUGCAAAAACAUAUGACGUUGUUAAUAUACCUUCAUUGGUAUACUUUAGAAAACAAGUUCCUGUUUUAUACGAUGGCGAUUUGCAUCAACACGACAAAAUCAUUACUUGGCUGACAUCUCAGGAUGUCUUCGAGAUCAAGAAUGAAAUUGAAGAGGUCAAUCGCAAAAUGUUGGACAAAUUAUUGGAGGAGAAUGAAUUCAUUACCGUAUUCUUUUAUGAACACAAUCAGCAAGAGUCAAUUGCCGCUUUGGAGAAACUGGAAAAUAUCGACAGUGAAACGGAUAAUUUGGACAUAACAUUUGUGAAAAUGGCCGAUUCUCGUUAUGCCAAGAAAUGGGGUGUUACCAAACUGCCAGCCAUGGUUUACUUCCGAAGAAGAUUCCCAAGCAUUUAUAGAGGUGACCUUUUAUCCGAGGACGAAGUCUUAGAAUGGCUGCGUAAAAAUCGCUUCCGCCAGCCUGAAUUGAAUAUAUUCAUGUACGCCCUGAUAGCCUUGGCUGUGGCCUUUGUCCUCUACACCGCCUUCUUGCUGCAGUGUUUCAAGCCAGCACCACCACCGCCACCACAACAUCCCAAGCAAUCGUGAUAAGCUAACCACUGCACUGCUGGAGGUGUGGAGAAUUCUUUGCAAUUCUUUGGUUUUGGAUGUGCCGUCGCCCGUGUCGCCGCCACAGCACAGCAAACAGCCACCGAACAUUAUUUUCUAGCCAAAUUAUUUCAUUUCAUCUGUUUUUUUCUUUAUUUUGUAUUUUAAGUUUUUGUAAACAGAAAACUAGAUUUUAUGUGUAAAUCUUCUGUUUGAUUUCGGCAAUGAUGAGACAACACACAUACAGACAGACAUACAUACAUGCAUAUUUAGAGUUAUGUAACAUAACAUAUGUAUUAUUGUAAUUUUAAUUUGAAAAUUAAUUUUGUAAAACUUAAUUUUACGACCAAAGGAGGGAAAAACCAAACAAAACAAAACAACCCAACCCAACAACAAGCAUCGAAAGAGGACUCUUUAAGACUAGAACCUCUGCGAAGUAGAGAAAUCAAAACAGCAACAACUACAACAAAAAAACCAAACGAAAAAUAACGAACGAAAUUAUUAUUAGCGAGUCAAACUCUAAUCUCCACCGCCCGCAUACUACGUAAUGCCAACAUUUUCUUAUGCCAAACUAUUAGAUCUGAACAUCGCCCCCAAAAUCUUACGAAACUCCAUAACAGCUUUUCUCAAGCGCAGACCCAGUCUUAAAGAGUCUUUGGGGCUGUGCUUUCAUUUCGAGAUUUAAUUGAUGUCUUCCAAGACAUUCAUCUAUCCAACCACCAACCAUUCUUCGUUCCAUCUGCCAAUCUAUCCUUUUAGAACCAAAAUGUUUUCGAACUCAAACUAGGCGAAAAGUUACUACCACAAAAACAAACAAACAAAUAAGUAAACAAAUCAACUACACACAUACAACCGAACAGUCAAACAAACAAACAGACAACUCAGAAAGGAAACAAACAACCAAACAACUCUAAUCUAGAACAAGAACAAAUUGUAAACGUAAAAGAACGAUUUAGAUAUUUCGAUAUUUAAUAAAAUAAAUAAGACAACAAAUACAACAA
Musca domestica (house fly) is the source of this 6920-nucleotide messenger RNA. RefSeq lists its product as uncharacterized. The coding region runs from base 391 to 5919 and encodes 1842 amino acids. Lineage: Eukaryota; Metazoa; Arthropoda; Insecta; Diptera; Muscidae. The transcript has 29 exons. The record is from RefSeq and is a predicted model, not a curated record.